Molecule: messenger RNA, 326 nt
Organism: Staurois parvus
Lineage: Eukaryota; Metazoa; Chordata; Amphibia; Anura; Ranidae
Source: the annotation of a GenBank genome assembly
CCAUCACUGGUGUGAGUUGGAGUAAUAAUCCCCUAUCAUUGGUGUCAGUGGGAGGAAUGGUGCCCCAUCAUUGAUGUCAGUGGGAGGAAUGGUGCCCCAUCAUUGAAGUCAGUGGGAGGAAUGGUACCCCAUCACUGAUGUCAGUGGGAGGAAUGGUGCCCCAUCAUUUUUUAUCAGUGGGAGAAAUGGUGCCCCAUCAUUGGUGUCAUGGGAGGAAUGGUGCUCCAUCAUUGGUGACAGUGGGAGGAAUGGUGCCCCAUCAUUGGUAUCAGUGGGAGGAAUGGUGCCCCAUCUUUGGUGUCAGUGGGAGGCUAGUGCCUCCUAUC